UAUUAUCUAAUGAAAUGAAUAACUUUCAACAUUAAAGCUGAUCUAAGCAUCCAAACACGUUUUGGGGCCACUGUAUGUCUUCAAGGAGAAGCAUACUGUAAGCGACUGUAAUAUGGAAGCAUGCAGAGGGACUGACAGCUCACUGAAGGGGGCGUGGCGCGGGCUGCUCAAUGGGCUCGUGCCGGAUAGCGUGGCGCGCGGCGCUUGCGCUCAGCGAAGCAGCGUGUCCUGCGCGAGAUUGCAGCUCUGCCAGUGCCAUCCGCGGGACGAGAGGAGAGACACGUCCCAGCAUCCGACAGACCUGCCUCUCCGGACCUAAAUGCUACAAAGCAAUCGGGCUUCUGAGUCAUCGUGGACUAAUAGAUGGAGAAGAAACGGGCGCGCUGUCAGAUGACAUUGAGCCCAGAGUUUUCUCCUUUGGCACAGAGAACAGAAUAUUCAGACUGACCCAGAUGGAGUACAAGGAAUUCAAAUCUGGAUCAAAGUGGAUCAUCAUAAAGCAUCUGCAGAAUAAGGCAACUUGAGAACAUUCAUGGAAAAACAUAAUUGCCAUGGAUUUCCAAGGACAAGAAAGAACAAGAAACAGAAGAGGCAGAAUUUCACCUAACUGAAAAAAAACCUGAAAAAAUUGUAUAAUUGUAAAGAAUUUUGCGUUUCAUAUUAUUCCUUUGAAGAAGCUCUUCCCACAUCAAGCAAUAAUGUUUACAGAAUGCCCCAAAACUGUACAAUCCAUUCAUAUGUUAUAUGGAACAAAAAAUUAUGCGAUGCUCUGAAUGGACAUAAAUGAAUUGAUUGUUCAUACAGUCUGGAAUAAACAGUACCUUAAGCUUUCAUCUCAUUUUAUGGAGGCCUUGCAUAGCCAGUUGACCACAGGGGAGCAAUCUGGAUGUUUAGAAAAUCAGAAUGAGACUCCAGUGGAAAGCCCCCAGCCACAUUCAGUCCCACAGUAUCAUGAACAGAACAAGGUUGUCACCGAGCAGCAACAUGCACAACAGCAAAAACAACAGAAUCUUAAUAUUGAGAGAAAACGUCUCCGAAUACAGAGGAAAACUGCUCAGGAGACAGAAACUGUAAAACAUGAAAUGUCAUCGAGAACUUCUGAAUUUCUUGACACUAACAUGAGGCAGCCUAGUGAAAUGCCAUCUGGAGCUGCCUCCUCAGCAGUAUCAGCUACACCAUCCUGUUCCACGGAUGAGGCCCUGGAAGGUACACCCAGACAAAAACGUGAGCGUAAACCUCAAAAGCCCGGAAAGUAUGUGUGCUCAUACUGUGGUCGGGCUUGUGCUAAGCCUAGUGUGCUUCAGAAACAUAUUCGAUCCCACACUGGAGAGAGACCUUACCCCUGUGCACCAUGUGGGUUCUCCUUCAAGACUAAAAGUAACCUUUACAAACACAGAAAGUCCCACACUCAUAGGGUGAAAGCUGGUCUGACUGCAGAAACGGAGGGACCAGGUAUAAGUUGUUCAGAGGAGCCACUUACAGAAUCAGAUGAAGAAAGACAACGAUCUUCCUUUUUAGAAAAACAAAGAAUGUCCAUUGAAGAGUCAAAUGUCACAGAAAAGGGCUCUGAGGAACAGUUACAAAGUAUAGAAGACUCCCAUGCAGUUAAAAAGAGACUUGCAAUGAGACUUAGCAGAGGAAGACGAACACCUAUAGGAUCGUCUGAUGAAGCGUCCUCAUCGUUUGGUCUAAGUAGCAAAGGUAGCACAGAGUCUGGCUAUUUCUCUCGAUCUGAGAGCACAGAAGUCUCUCAAGAUAGUCCACCAAACACAAGUGCCAAAAGCUAUGCAGAGGUCAUACUUGGAAAGUUUGGUCGUCUGGGUCAUUUACAAAGGACUGCUCCUGAACAACAUGGCAAUCCUGCUGGGCAAGAAGGGAAAAGAAUUCCAUUCACUGUGCCUAAAAAGCAAGUUAUCGACCACAUAACUAAACUCAUUACCAUCAAUGAGGCUGUGGUAGACACCAGUAAGAUUGAUAGUGUCAAACCCAGAAGGUUCUCACUCUCUAGGAGAAGCAGCACAGAAGUGAAGCCAACCUCUUCUAAAGAGUCCUUUCUUUACAGUCCUAAAGAAAUAGAUCUGAGUGCAAAAUGCAGUGGUUCCAUUACUCUUGGUGUACCUUGUGAGAAAUUUCAGCACCAUUCUCUUAUUAUCCAGCAAGCUGACCCGACCACCACUGCUCCUCUUCUAAGAAGUCACUCUAUGCCCUCAGAUGCAGGUGUUAGUGAUCUGUCUGAAACUUCUCAUAGCCUUCGCCUUAGCCAAUCCUUUGACGACCAGCAACCAGUUCAGAAUCGGCGUCACGGUAUGCUAAGACGGCAACCUGCCAUUGAAUUGCCCAUAGGUGCUGAAAUGACCAUGGAGGAACAACUGUAUUCCAGCUCAACAUUUCAUCCAUCUGUUUCUACAGUGCCUCAUCCAAGCCUAAAACAAGAGACAUUUGAAUGUGAUGCAUGUGGUAUAGUUUUUUCUGACUGGGAGAGAUAUCAAACACACAAACAGCACUGCUGUACGGUUCAUAUUUCUCAACAAACUGAAAGUCAAGUCUAUCAAGUGAAAGAACCCACAAGAACAGACACAACUCGUCCUGGUGCUUUUGCAUUUAGAAAAAGAAGGAAAGAAGAGAGUAUUGAACUUGAAGAUCCUUCUUUACCCUCUGCUUCUUAUAUACCACUGAAAGGUUUUAAACAAUCAUGUGAACAGCCUGUUAAAGAGACCACUCAAGAACAUGGUACAGACGGCGCUUUGAAAGCAAUAUCUGUCAUACAGCAUACUAGUUCAUUUGAGAAACAUGAUAGUACUUUAAAAAACCCUGGACCAGAUGAGGUCUCUCACUCGCAUGAUGUCUCUCACUGUUCUCCUUACUCACAAUCAAAGCAGCAAGCAAGUAAACCAUCUUUCCGUAAACUUGUACGCCAACACAAUGUCCAAGUGCCAGAAAUCUUGGUCACUGAAGAUUCAAACACCAACACAGUGGCAGCAUCACCCCUUCCAACUGUCCCAAAAAUAAAGGACAUUGAAAAAGUCAGUGAGUUCCAAUGGCCCCAAAGAAGUACAACUUUGGCCCAACUUCCAAUUGAAAAGUUACCACCUAAAAAGAAACGUCUUCGUCUCGCAGAAGCUGCCCAGUCAUCAGGGGACUCAAGCUUUGAAUCAAUGUCCCUGCCUCAUAGUCCAAGUCAAGACAGUUGUGUGUCUCAUACCUCCAGUCGAUCAACUUCAUUUGAAGAGACUUGCAAAGGUGAUGCAGACACGACGCCAACUAGGAAAUCAAGAGCCACUCAUACUUUGACAAUUCCCACAAAUUCUCACCGAGAAAUGAGGCGCUCUGCAUCUGAGCAGGCGCCCCAUGUACCUCAACAUGCUAACCUUAUUAUGGAAACUCGCAGUAGGUCAUUCGACUACAGUAUUUUGUCUCCAGAUCAAACCACUGCAGGAUGGAAAGAAAGGCGGAAAUGCCUUCUAAUGAGGCAUAGUGCAGUGAGGGAACCUGAGGAGGAAGACCAACCUUCUAAAGCCAUCAGCACCAGUUCUCCCACUCUAAGGAAUAACACAUUGCCUAGCUAUAGCCCAGGCACCUCCUACAGUCAAACCACCACCCAUCUUGUGACUUUAAGCAAUACUGUACACUCAUUUGGUGAGAAGCAGGUCAUGCAAUUACAGCAUGUUUUAUCAGAGAAUACCCAGCAGAAUGCAUUGCAGUUGACCCCAAUGAUACACACUGAUCAGCCCACAACAGUGGGAAGUCUUCUUUGUCCAUCAGGUGCUGCCAGAGCUCACUAUUCUUCAAUGUCGACAGGCCUUAAGCUUGAAAUUCCACUAGAGAAUGAACUGGUGAAUUCUGAUACAAGGGUCAACCAACCAUACCUCACUCAUUAUCACCAUCAGAAUCUUGGUUUUGAUGUUACUUCAAACCCAGAACCAAUGAGACCUUUACCAGCUCAGAUAAUUCCAGUCCGUAUCAAUUCACACCUUCCUCAUUAUGCAGGCUCAAUUUACACUACAGUUUCACAAACAUUUACCGCAAGGCCUUGGGAACCUUGCUGCUCUGGAGUCGGUUCAGUUCCAGGGGUUUCAAACCUUGAGAUCAUGCACCAACAACCAAUAUCUGAUGGAUCCAAAUCAGCAAGUGCUGGCACAACCAAACGUGUGCUGUCCCCCACGAGCGGUGAGGAGCUCAUCCCAGAAAGUGAACAACAACAAAAACGAGUGAAAGAGGAGGAGGACAAUUGGGAAAAUGAAAGUAGAAAUAAUAAAGUUUUGAUCGAAUGCAAGAAGGAAGAAAGACUUGGUGAGCAAAGUGUCAUCUUCCCUAUAGAACAAAAAGAACCUUCAUUUCCGACUCUUAACACUAACCUUAAUUUUAGCUGGUGCUAUCUAAACUAUAUUAAGCCCAAUCCAUCCAUACAGAGUGAACAACAAAACUCAGUCUAUUCCUCAUGGAGUACAAGUACCCGCAACCCAUACCCUCCUGGCCUGACAAGCAAGGACAUGCUAGCCUUGUUGCACUGCAGGCAGAGACAGGAAGGACUCAUCUACACCAUGGCGGACAUGUCACCUUCGCUGGACAGGAAACAAGAAACACCUGACUCCCAAAAGCCUAACGUGACUGAGGUACAUGCCACCCAGCCCACAGAACCGAAAGAAACCCAGCAAACUGAGUUGACCGAGGUAGAAAAGAAAACAUCAGAGGAGAAGGAAGAUCAACUAUUUACCUCCAAAUACAGCUCACGGGUUCAGAUUUGUGAGGGAGGCUACAGGUCGAGUGAGGAGUACGUGUAUGUCCGGGGCCGUGGGAGGGGCAGAUAUGUAUGUGAAGAGUGUGGAAUACGCUGUAAGAAACCCAGCAUGCUGCGCAAACACAUACGGCUGCACACGGACGCUCGGCCCUACGUCUGCCAGCACUGCAACAUCGCCUUCAAAACCAAAGGGAAUCUAACUAAACAUAUGAAGUCAAAGGCUCAUGGGAAGAGAUGUCCAGAGGGAACUGCUCCAGGACCGGUCCAGUGUGAACUUGAGACAGAUGAGGGAGGAGACAGUGAUAAGCAUCUCCUCGAGACGGAACUAGUGGAGGAGCAUCAGUUCUCAGAUGCAGAGGAGACAGAUGAGGACGAGCCUGAAGAUAUUGAUGAAGGUGAUGAGCAAGGUGCACCUAAGACCCUGUCUCUGUCCAGAGACCCUCCUGGCUCCUGUGGCGUCUCAGGCCUGUCAAACCCAGGCUGGGAGCAGCAUCCCAAACUGCCUGUCAGCAUGAGCCCCCGCAAACCGAGCCACUACAGAGAAGCCUCCUCUCCUAAGACCACCAAGUCUGUCAUAACCCUUCCACUCCUCGAACCCUCCACAGGGAAGUGCUCGUCCCCCAUCCGCAGUCUGUCUCCUGGCCUGCAAAUGUCCCCUGCUUUACCGCAGUCUCCUGGACAUUGUCCCUCGCCGAGACUCAGUUUCUCUCUAGCAUCCUGCCUGUCCUCUUUGUCUCCUUCAAACCGCCAAGCCUCGUCUUUCCCAGAGAGACGUGUGUCCCCCAUUAGAGCCCUGUCCCCCAAACAACCUGCGUCUCCCAGCUGUCCACAUGCACUGACCGUCGGGGCCAGUGUGACUAUUCAGUACCCAGCCGAUGAACCCAGAGAUUCAACAAAAGCCUCGCCCAGCAGACUACACCUCAAGACCAAACUGGAGAAGACACACAGUCCUCAGAGAAGGACCAGCAUGACACAGUCUUGGCCUCCGGCACAGUGGUGUCUCUCCAGGAACACACAGCCCAAGGAAGGCCAGCGCGUGUUAAGUCACCUGCCCCUGCACUCGCAGCCCCAUGUGAUGAUUCCCAGCCUCAGCCUCACCAUUCCCAUCGGUGGGAUCCAGAUGGUGCAGCCACGCUCCAAUAUACUGCUCCGAAGCGCAUCUCUGAACCACAGCGUGGCCCAGAUGACUGUCACUGUGCUGACGAAGGAGAAAGGGGCCGAUGGGAGUCCUCCAGGCGAAGUUUCUCAUCCCAGAAAUCAGCUGAUAGUGUUCACAGAGCCUGCGGUGGAGAUGAGCUCGAAGAGCGACGCUUCCUCCGAUGAAGGAGCGGUUCAAGCAGAGCUCGGUUCAAAAAAGAAGGAGGUCCCCAGUGUUCCCAUGACCACAUGGAAGAGUAUCUCUCAAAGAAACAACAGAAAGCAUCCUCGAAGUCCUAAGAAGGCUCAGCCAGUUGACGCUUCAAGAUCAUCCAUGGAUGCUAAGUGUUGAAGGAAAAGUUCAGCCAAAAAUGAAAAUGUUGUUAUGAUUUAUGCACACAUUUGUCAUUUCAAACCUGCGUGUUAGGCACAAUGAUUGGUUUUGCUCUUUCAACACAAUAGCUUUUGGUAUUGGCCAACAGUGUUGGCAAUAAAUGUGAGCUUGGGGCAAAAUGCAACCAAAAGGAACAAAAAUGCCCCCAAAUUCAAAAUAAGGGGGCAAAAACUGCCCCGAGUAAUAUCGGAGUAUAAAUACGGCCUUUUAUCACUUCUGUGGUUAGUCCUUUCAGCAUCCCUCCUUCUCCCCAUCUCCAUCUUUUAGUCAUAUUUACAGUAUUUAUUUAUCUUUCUGACUAUAGAGUGACUAUCAGAGCUAGAGCAGAAUAGUCUCUCUCAGCCCCCCAUUGCAGACAUCAAGCCAAAUCUGUUUACCACUAAUGCUAAGUUUAUAUUGGCACACAAACUCGUGAAACUAUAUAAUGGCUGUAAUGUAAAAAUGAAUGAAAAGUGAUGAUUUUGGCAUUACGUUUAGAUCUGCUCAUAUUACAUCCGAGUUCUUCUCAUCAGGUCUCAUCAGUGUUUAUUUUUUUGCAGAAUUGAGCAUCAUAACCAGUCACACAUUUCUGUUGAGCUUAUGAAUGCAAAGACCAGUCAGAGGCUUUUAGAUUGGUCACUGCUGAAAACACCAGUUUUGUUCACGACACAUUCACUGACUGAAUUGUGCUCUCUUGU
Carassius carassius (crucian carp) is the source of this 6946-nucleotide messenger RNA. RefSeq names its product transcription factor HIVEP3-like. Lineage: Eukaryota; Metazoa; Chordata; Actinopteri; Cypriniformes; Cyprinidae. The transcript is spliced from 8 exons. Gene Ontology annotation, cellular component: nucleus. Gene Ontology annotation, molecular function: RNA polymerase II cis-regulatory region sequence-specific DNA binding; DNA-binding transcription factor activity, RNA polymerase II-specific. Gene Ontology annotation, biological process: regulation of transcription by RNA polymerase II. Bases 774 to 6227 code for a protein of 1817 amino acids. The record is from RefSeq and is a predicted model, not a curated record.